Molecule: messenger RNA, 1065 nt
Organism: Pipistrellus nathusii (Nathusius's pipistrelle)
Lineage: Eukaryota; Metazoa; Chordata; Mammalia; Chiroptera; Vespertilionidae
Source: the annotation of a GenBank genome assembly
AUGGGGAGAGGCAGGAAGAUGUCCAAGCCCCGCGCGGUGGAGGCGGCGGCGGCGGCGGCGGCGGCGGCGGUGGCAGCGACGGCCCCGGGCCCGGACAUGGCGGAGCGGAGGGGCCCGGGGAGGCCCCGCGCCAACGGGGAGAAUGUGUUCACCGGGCAGUCCAAGAUCUACACCUACAUGAGCCCGAACAAAUGCUCUGGAAUGCGUUCCCCCCUUCAGGAAGAGAACUCAGUUGCACAUCGCGACGUCAAAUGCCAGGGGAAGCCAUUAGCCGGGAUCUACAGGAAACGGGAAGAGAAAAGAAACACUGGGAACGCACUACGAAGCUCCAUGAAGUCCGAGGAACUAAAGAUCAAAGACGCCAGGAGAGGUCCCCUGGCACCUUUUCCAAACCAAAAAUCCGAAGUAGCAGAACCUCCAAAAACUCGGACCUCGUCUUGUGACUCCUCCGGUGCCGCCAUCGCCAAGCAGGCCCUGAAGAAGCCCGGCAAGGGCAAGCAGGCGCCUCGGAAAAAAGCUCAAGGGAAAACGCAACAGAAUCGCAAACUCACAGACUUCUACCCUGUGCGAAGGAGCUCCAGGAAGAGCAAGGCCGAGCUGCAGUUUGAAGAAAGGAGAAGAAUAGACGAAUUGAUCGAAAGUGGAAAGGAAGAAGGCAUGAAGAUCGACCUCAUCGACGGCAAAGGCAGGGGCGUGAUCGCCACCAAACAGUUCUCCCGGGGCGACUUUGUGGUGGAGUACCACGGGGACCUCAUCGAGAUCACCGACGCCAAGAAGCGGGAGGCUGUGUACGCGCAGGACCCCUCCACCGGCUGCUACAUGUACUAUUUCCAGUAUCUGAGCAAAACCUACUGCGUGGAUGCCACCAGAGAGACAAACCGCCUGGGAAGGCUGAUCAAUCACAGUAAAUGUGGGAACUGCCAAACCAAACUGCACGACAUCGACGGCGUGCCUCACCUCAUCCUCAUCGCCUCCCGCGACAUCGAGGCGGGCGAGGAGCUCCUGUACGACUACGGGGACCGCAGCCGGGCCUCCAUCGAGGCCUACCCCUGGCUGAAGCAUUAA